Molecule: messenger RNA, 1513 nt
Organism: Myxozyma melibiosi
Lineage: Eukaryota; Fungi; Ascomycota; Lipomycetes; Lipomycetales; Lipomycetaceae
Exons: 1
Coding region: 451-1272 (273 amino acids)
Biological process (GO): positive regulation of cellular response to amino acid starvation
Cellular component (GO): transcription regulator complex
Molecular function (GO): DNA-binding transcription factor activity, RNA polymerase II-specific; RNA polymerase II cis-regulatory region sequence-specific DNA binding
Source: RefSeq, a predicted model, not a curated record
CUUUCCUUCUCCAUCCCCCAAGCCUUCCACAUCACCAGAAUAAGUAUUUAGAAACUAGUUAAUCAUGGCUGCUUUCUAAAUCUCGUUCUACUUCGGUCUCCUGCGCUCUAUCUCAAUCAACAAGCACUCUACUUAAGCUCUUAGCUUAGGAACCCCCCCCGUUUCCCCUAGCAACUCGCAUUGUCUGGUCAGCAUUAUCUGCUAACCCCCUCCAACUACCGUCACCCGUCAUGGCUUCCCUCUCAGAAUAUUUGCGACUUAAACAGUCAGCAUCAACACAAACUACUCUACCUUCAGCAACUGUUCUCUCAGCAGCACAGUCUCUUUACUCCCCCUUCCGGUGCAGCGUUUGAUAUCGCCACUUUGCAGUUUCUCCAGAGUUCUGGUUAUCCUUCUUCUAUCCCUCAACAACUGCCUACCUCUUUCCCUGUUCCCAUCGAGCAUUCAAACAUGGUUCUCGCUACGAAACAAGAAUUCGAUUCCGAUCUCCUCCUCCUCCCCGGAUUUGAUCAUCAGAAAGACAGCCAGUCGGCUAUCUUCGAUGAUUCGGGUGCGUUCCCUGAUAUCGUGUCUAUCCCCGUCGACGACGUGAUCUCAGACGAAUCCUCCCGCCGGUCCUCCGUCUUCUCUACCCCCCAGUUCGCGACCAUCUCCCCCGACGACAUCUUCGCGACUGGGACCCCUUCCCUGGAGUCUUCCAGCAUAUUUCCUUCUCCUUUCGACUCUCCUGAUGAUGCUUUUGAGAGUUCUCCGAUGUUCGAUUCCCACGAUCUUGGAAACCCCGACCAGUGGCCUUCGCUAUUUGGUGGUGAUUCCAAGUCGAAGGUUGAAUCUACAUCGCAGAAGCCUCUCUCGACUCAGCAGGAGCUCCCCCCUUCGAAGGACCUUGCUCGCUCUCUCUCUGUUCAGUCUUUUGCUUCUGAUUGCCAGUCCAGAGAUGAGCGAUCGGCUUCUCCCGAAGGAGUUAUCGUUGCUUCCGAUGGUUCUGUCGUUGGUAUCUCUGAGCGCAAGCGCAAGCGCGUUACCUCUCAGUCGUAUGCUCGCAGACCUCGGACUGAGCCUCUUCCUCCUAUUGUUGUCGGCGACGCUGAGGACAGUGUUGCUGUGAAGAGAGCCAGAAACACUUUGGCUGCUCGUCGUUCGCGAGAAAGAAAAAUGUUGCGUCUGACUGAUUUAGAAGUACAAGUCGAUGGCUUGGUUGCUGAGCGUGAUCAAGCAUUGAAGCGUGUUUCUGAAUUGGAAGAGGAAUUGAGAAGACUGCGUGGGUUGUGAAAAAAAAAUCGUGUUUUUUGUUAGGAUGGGUUGGCAAAAGUCUUUUAUCUAGUUCUUGCUGUGGAUAUGUGAAUCGUUACGAUUCAGUUUUAUUUUUAUUAGGCUCAAGAUUGGUACACAAAAGUGAGAUUUCGUUGUUUUUCUGUUUUAAUAAUUUUGUUUUAGAUCUGUGAUUUAUUGCUACAGUCAUAAAAUCAAGUUCCUUGUCACUUUGUUAUAAUGAUAUUUCUAUUCUAUACAA